AUGGAAGAGAAGAACAACAUGGUCACUACCUCCCAGUCUCCACAGACUGAAAGUAAACCGAACAAUGAAGUAGAGACUUUCAUGGAGCCUGUACAAACGAAUAUAGAGCCCAACCAAGAUUUAGAUCAAUCCGGGGCUCCCAUUGGAAGAGUAGAGCUAAAAGGAACAGAUGUUUUUGUGAAGAGGAAGAGGGGUAGGCCGAGGAAAUAUGAAAUGAUUGGUGAGGAGGGAAAUGUGGUGGCUUUAGUAUCAGCAUCACCCAGUACAUAUUCGGGUUCAUAUUCGGAGAGCUUACCGAAAAGAGGAAGAGGACGCCCUAAAGGUUCCGGUAAAUUGCAGCUCUUGUCUCCCCGUGGUGGGUUGUCUGUGGAUCCGGCUGGAGAAGGGUUUUACACUCAAGUACUGACUGCUGAGACUGGAGAGGAUAUUGUUCAUAAGAUACUUUCAUUAUCUGAAACGAAUCCUCGAUCACUUUGCAUUCUUACUGCUACUGGUGUGGUUUGUAGCGCCGUCAUACGCCAACCUAGUUCUUAUACUGGUAUUUUGAGAUUCAAGGCAAGAUUCUCAUAA
This is a messenger RNA of Prunus dulcis (almond), 570 nucleotides long. RefSeq names its product AT-hook motif nuclear-localized protein 9-like. The transcript has 3 exons. NCBI's taxonomy places the organism in Eukaryota, Viridiplantae, Streptophyta, Magnoliopsida, Rosales, Rosaceae. The coding region runs from base 1 to 570 and encodes 189 amino acids. Gene Ontology annotation, molecular function: minor groove of adenine-thymine-rich DNA binding. The record is from RefSeq and is a predicted model, not a curated record.